AUGGAAUUGGAUAGAAUCGCUACUGGUGAAGCUUUGAGAAAAAGAAAUAUUCAGGUGGGAGAUUCCUUGUGUCGGAUGUGUGGUUCGGACGAAGAAUCUGUUUAUCAUCUGUUCAUCGCGUGCUGUAAGAUCCCUAGUAUCUUUGCUUUCUCGAUAAAGGAUCCGCUGGAUGUUCAUAUGACCAUUAGCGGGUCGGAGAAAAAGAAGAUGGCGGUUCAAGGCGUUAUCAGGAUAGCGUGUUGGAUCUUGUGGAGAGCUAGAAAUAAUUUGUUAUUUUCUGAUAAACCCGUCAGAAUAGAUAGUAUCGUUAGCGAGAUCAAGGCUUUGGGAUUCCUUUAG
Messenger RNA from Helianthus annuus (common sunflower), 339 nucleotides. RefSeq lists its product as uncharacterized. The transcript has a single exon. Lineage: Eukaryota; Viridiplantae; Streptophyta; Magnoliopsida; Asterales; Asteraceae. The record is from RefSeq and is a predicted model, not a curated record. Bases 1 to 339 code for a protein of 112 amino acids.